CCAGACACCGGGGAUUCGAAGAGAAUCUGCAACGCGAGCUUACGAGAUUCGAUCACCGAUUCGAUCGAUCUCACGCUUAUGUAACGCGCCAAGCCUAGGCUUUAGCUUUAGCGAGUUCGAUUGUAAAUAAAAAGGGAGGAAAAAAGGAAUUGGAAUUAUUUCUUUCUCGUUUAUUCCACGAAUUCCUCGUUUUUUAUCUCGACAACGGGUGCCGGCUUCAUUGUGAAGCGAGGAGAACGGGGAGCAGAACGAAGUGGAUAAACGGUUCACGGGCCGGGCCCAUUGUUUGUCAAUCUCGCGCUCUACAUACGCGAAAGCUGUCGAUUAUCAACGCGGGGAUGAGAGGCCACCGGUUAAAGUCAAAACGAAGCGGUUGUCGCGCGAGUAGGUCUCGCUGGCCACGAUGAUCUCGGAUCGGACCAUCGUCGUCGUCGGGCUGUUGCUCCUGUCGACGACCCUCGAAGCCAAGCCGAGGCCGGAAGGGACCCGCGGUUGCGCUUACUCCGAUUCGAAUUUCGAGCGAUCCACGGCGAGCUUAGCGGCCGCGGCAAACGGCAGCAACGUCGUCACGGCGACGCUCCUCGAGGAACUCGAGAGCCGGCUAUCCCGUUUGGAGAGAAGACUCAGAGCGGUCGAGCAACCCGUUUGGCAGCUGAGCUCAGCCGAGGAGGACUGGGAGGUUUGCGCCGAGGGUCCUUGCAGAUGUCAACCGGAAACUAAAUCGGUCUCGUGCUGGAGGCAAAACCUGUUGGACCUCCCCGCGGCGCAGCUCGUGCCUCGGGACGUUUUGAAAUUAGAUCUGGCAGGGAAUCUAUUGACCGCGCUGCACAGGGACACCUUCUUGGACAUGACGCGACUGAAUCAUCUGGAUCUCAGCGACAACUCGAUCGAGCACCUUCCUCUGAACCUGUUCUUCUCCUUGCACGCCGUUACGCAACUCAGAUUGAGCAAGAACCUGCUCAGAGAACUUCAUCGUUCGCAAUUUUUCAGCACACGAAACCUACGAAUUCUGGACGUGUCGUCGAACAGACUGCGAGCGCUGCCGGAGACGAUUUUCUUGAGCACCACUUCGCUGGUGUUGCUCGAUCUGUCGUGCAAUCGGAUCUCGAGUCUGAUUUCGGGUACGUUCCACGGGCUGAGCGCGCUGGAGGAAUUGUUGCUGGGGAAGAACGCGCUCUCGAGUCUUCCGGUGAAUCUCUUCAGCGACCUGACCAACCUGAAGUAUCUGGGUCUGGAGGAGAACCGAUUGAAAGAGUUGCCGCGGGAUUUAUUCCGGUCGCAGGCGUCUCUCCGCGAGUUGAAUGCGCGGGACAAUCAACUAACGGAGAUACCCGGAGACCUCUUGGCCCCCCUCAAACGACUGCGCUCCCUCGAGAUGUCCAACAACAAGAUAGCUCGCAUCGACCCGUCCGCGUUUCGAGACCUGGCCUCGCUGAGGGAGCUACAGCUGGGCCACAAUCGCAUACGGAACUUAACGCCAGGGCUCUUCUCGAACGCGUCCGGUUUGGAGCGACUGGUGUUGUACGCAAACGGGAUCGAGAGCUUGUCCCGCGGCGCGUUCCAGGGUCUCACCAAUCUGUCCUCCCUGUUUCUGCACUCGAACCGACUCAGAAUUAUGCACCCCGACCUGUUCCUCGACACGCCGAAUUUACGAAAAUUGCAAUUGGAAUCGAAUUACUUGUCGUCGUUGCCGGCGCGGAUACUCGACGCCGUGCAGUCGAUCGAGCAGCUGCGUCUGGCCAGGAACCCAUGGCACUGCGAUUGCGCCGCGUCUUACCUGGCCAUGUGGCUGCAAAAGAUGUACCUGGCGCGAAUGAACGACACGAACGCGAAGUCGGACCGCGAUUCGGGAGUAUGGGAGUUCGGGGCCGGGGCCAUGUGCCGGGGUCCCGGUACCCUCGGAGGCAAGCUUCUGUUACAUCUGACGUUCCACGAACUCUGCGAGGGUCAAUGGGCCUCGAUGAGAGGCCUAGUCCCGCGGCUACCAGUGGAACACGGUCGAACGACGGUCUCCACGGACAACGCGACUACCGUUCAAAGCGAGACCGUCUCAGUAUCUUCCGCCUCUCGUCUUAUCGGUUCGCGAUAAGCCCGAUUUCACACGGAAACGCGUAUCGCUCUGUCUGCUGCUUAUUACAAGACGCGAUAUUCACUCUCAGCCACGAUAGCGCGAGCGAUUACGAUUACUUUCGACUUUAAGGAAACGAUUGCUUUACAUAUCCAUUAUCUAGUUUUGAUUCGGCCUCGACGAUCUACGUACGGAACGCGCCGUCUACGCAGUACAGGGGAAUUGAUCUCUCGUAUUGGUCUCUUUCUCUCUCUCCUUUUGUCUAGAGUUUCUGCCACCUACAUAUUUCCAUCGAUAUCUCUUCGUUUGUGUUGUCGUGUUCGAAUGACCACUUGUCCAACGAGCGAAAAAUUUUAGCGAUAACCGCGGUAUUUGACCGAUUAAUGAACGACUAAAUACAUACGUCCGAGGAA
Ceratina calcarata is the source of this 2481-nucleotide messenger RNA. RefSeq names its product leucine-rich repeat-containing protein 15. The transcript is spliced from 7 exons. Bases 404 to 2089 code for a protein of 561 amino acids. NCBI's taxonomy places the organism in Eukaryota, Metazoa, Arthropoda, Insecta, Hymenoptera, Apidae. Gene Ontology annotation, molecular function: protein binding. The record is from RefSeq and is a predicted model, not a curated record. Gene Ontology annotation, cellular component: plasma membrane.